AUGAAAGCGUUGUCGGGAUUAAGUUCGCUCUGGUCGUACCUGAUGCUGGUCCUCAGCAGCGCCACGCAGAUACGGGCUCAGGACAAUGUUUUGCCUCCAAUCAUCACUUCGACUCCUGCACCCCUGGACUUAAGAGACUUGGCAAAUGAUGGACAGACGAGUCAGAGUCUCGUGCCGCACGCGCACACCUCUGCUGACGUCACAGACGUGUUCACCACCAGAGCAGCCACACACGUCUCCAGUGCAGGGGCAGGUGCAACGACUUCAUCCACAGCUUCAGAGGGCACACAGACUCCACUGGGCUCAUCGACCACUCAAAGCUCUGGGAUCAUCGUUUCAUCUCAGCCUGCCAGCACCUCUCUGAGCGGCACCCCCUCUGUCCUGCCCUCCACUGAACCGUUGGGGUCUCUGGCCACAGCCUCAGCUGCAGAAUCCACAGGAGGCUUUCAGGACAUUGCAACUUACCGCGAUACCCCAUCACAGCUCAAUGUUGGCGGCGAAGAUGUGAAGAGGAGCGGACACCCCUCUCUGGACCCACUGCUCGCUGGUCUUCUGUCAGUGUUCAUAGUCACCACUGCAGUCAUCUUUGUGGUUCUUUUCCUCAAGUUUAGGCACCAAAACAGCAACCCUGAGUUUCACCGGCUCCAGGAUGUACCCAUGGAUGAUUUGAUGGAAGACACCCCUCUUUCAAGAUAUACAUACUGA
Messenger RNA from Knipowitschia caucasica, 705 nucleotides. NCBI's taxonomy places the organism in Eukaryota, Metazoa, Chordata, Actinopteri, Gobiiformes, Gobiidae. The record is from the annotation of a GenBank genome assembly.